UCAUUAUAUACCAUAAAAAACCGAAAAUAAGAAGGGAAAGUGAAAUUUGCACACAGCUUUUUUUGCUAAAGUACUAAAUGAUAAGACCAGGUAUUUUGUGUGAAUCAUAAAAAAUGUGCUGCUAAGUGCAGCUGCAAAUAGAUUUUCCGCAGUAAUCGUUCAAAACAGAACAAAAGAACCUAUUAGGUAGAAGCUAUCGGUGCCUGUUAACAUAAGUGAAGCGUCAAGCGGAAUGACCACUCUGUUUGCACGAAUUUUUCGUCAAGCAAAAAUCACAUUUGAACAAACCAAUGCAGAUCGGCUUCUAAGUAACCUACAGAAUUUGCGAACUUUGGUGGAACAGCUUACUCUGCACGAUCUGAAUUUGGAUCCUGCGGUAGUAGCUCACGAGACAUUUCAGCAACCAUUAAAAGCUCCAUGCACCUUUAUAGAUAUCUUCGAAAACACCUGCUUUACGAUGUCUGUUUUUGUUCUACGAGAAAACUACACAAUGCCCUUGCAUGAUCACCCACGGAUGCAUGGUCUGCUAAGAGUAGUCGCCGGAACGGUAAAGAUACAAAGUUUCACCGAAAUAGAUCGCCGUGAAGGAAUUCGUGAUGGCGAUGAGUUGCGUCAUGUAUUAGUCGAUGUGGAGCAGGCAAAAAUGAUUAGUCCUGAGAAAGGCGAUUGUGCUAUGUUAACACCAACAGAACGUAAUUACCACGAGAUAACUGCAAUCGGUGGUCCUGCAGCAUUCUUCGACAUUUUGAGUCCACCAUAUAAUGCCGAUAUUCCUGUUUAUGGAAGACGUACUUGUUCGUUCUAUAGAAAGUUAUUGCUCCCAGGUGAUGGGGCUAGUAACACUGGCCGCAAACGAAUGGUACUGGAGAAGAUUCCCACACCAGAGCAUUAUUACUGUGAUACUGAACAGUUUGAAACGCCGGAGUUUAUGUAUGCUAAUGCAACCAGCGAUUAGAAACACUUCCUGUAAAUUAAGAUGAGCAAAAGGAAAUGCCCAGAUGAAGUGUAGAUAUGUUUGAAACCAAUGUUACUGAGUAUCAUUUCAAUAUUAAUUUUGUUUACUUUAUAAUGUUACAAUCGCAAUUGUAUCAGAACAUUAGUGAAUCAUUUGGUACAUUUUUAAUAUUGAUUUUUAAAAUUAUUGCGAUUUUACAUAGCUAAGUGAGAUUCAAAAAUAUUUGAACUAAACACAAACAAAUCAAAUUAAAAUGCCACUGACCGUUUGCCGUGAGCUCACAAUUAACAAAAUUGUUGUUAUUUGUAAAAUAUUAGAUUGAAAAUAAAUUAGUUUAUAGAUACUGUCUACUUACGUUCAAGUGUAAAAGUUAUCUUAAAUAAA
Molecule: messenger RNA, 1339 nt
Organism: Wyeomyia smithii (pitcher-plant mosquito)
Lineage: Eukaryota; Metazoa; Arthropoda; Insecta; Diptera; Culicidae
Product: 2-aminoethanethiol dioxygenase
Exons: 1
Coding region: 233-955 (240 amino acids)
Cellular component (GO): mitochondrion
Molecular function (GO): oxidoreductase activity, acting on single donors with incorporation of molecular oxygen, incorporation of two atoms of oxygen
Source: RefSeq, a predicted model, not a curated record